AUGGCAAUCCAUUAUUCCUCUCUCUUCUUGUUUUUCGUCGUCGCGAUGGCUUACGCGACUGAGGCCCGCCGCCUCCUCGAGUUGCCAGCUUUGCCUAAGCUUGAAAUUCCAACUCUCCCUAUGCCCGAAUUGCCCAAGCCCGAGAUUCCUGAGUUGCCUAAACUCGAGAUUCCAGAAUUCCCUAAGCCCGAGAUUCCAGAAUUGCCAAAACCGGAGAUCCCAGAAUUCCCUAAGCCUGAGAUUCCAGAUGUCUCAAAGUUGCCAAGUCUUCCGAAGCUUGAGGUCCCUCAACUUCCGAAGUUUCCAGAAGAGUCCAAAUCACCUUGAUUUCCUUACUACAAACAACGGAGGCACGACUCUUUCAUAAAAUAUUUACCAUCAUUUUAAUUAUACUAUAUUUAUAUGCAUAGUGUUGUUAUUUGUGUAUUAAUUAUCUUGCCAAUGAUGAGCAUGUAUGUUGCUCACAAUUAUCAGACGCAUAUCGAUAAUUAUUUUGUCAAUGUAUUUUGACUUGUGCUUUGCCAGACAAGUCCUUGAUUUUAAAUGAAAUUUUUUAUUUUAAUGUUUA
This is a messenger RNA of Salvia miltiorrhiza (redroot sage), 568 nucleotides long. RefSeq names its product protein PELPK1-like. The record is from RefSeq and is a predicted model, not a curated record. Lineage: Eukaryota; Viridiplantae; Streptophyta; Magnoliopsida; Lamiales; Lamiaceae. The transcript has a single exon. Bases 1 to 327 code for a protein of 108 amino acids.